CGGGGUGGCCGCACCAUGUCCUUCAGCCCAAAGCACUCCACUCCCUUCUCAGUCACCGACAUUUUGAGCCCGAUGGAGGACAGCUACCGGAGGUACGGAGGUAUGGAUCCCGCCGCGGGGAGCCUAGGGUCUCAGCUGAGCGCCUACCGGCAGCCGCAGGUCUCACAGCCGGGUAUGCAGCAUCAGCAGCAGGGGCAGCAGCAUCAGCCGCCUCAUCUCCACCAUCAUCAUCACCACCAUCACCAUCACCACCUGUCCUCCUCUUCAUCCUCAUCCUCCUCCUCUUCCUCAGCCUCGGCCACCGCAGCAGCAGCAGCAGCCGCCCUGGGACCCAGCGGGCCCUAUCAUGUGCCCCACGGGGUGCCACAGUUCUCCGGGCCCGUCAGCGGGUUCUGCAACGGCGGCAUCGGCAACGUCGGAGACCUGCCGUCCUACCAGGAGACGGUGCGGGGCGGAGGAGCGGCAGCGGCGUGGUACAGCAACCCAGAGCCCAGAUACCCGACAAUUUCCAGAUUCAUGGGCCCCUCCGCCGGGAUGAACAUGUCCGGGAUGGUGGGCAGUUUGUCCGGGAUGGACUCCACCGGCAAGUCCAUGGUGACGCUGCACGCCGCGCCACGGAGGAAGCGGCGGGUGCUUUUCUCUCAGGCGCAGGUGUACGAGCUGGAGCGGCGCUUCAAGCAACAGAAAUACCUGUCCGCCCCGGAGAGGGAGCACCUGGCCGGACUGAUCCACCUCAGCCCGAACCAGGUGAAAAUCUGGUUCCAGAAUCACCGCUACAAGCUGAAGCGGCAGACCAAGGACAAGACCACGCAGCAGCUGCAGCAGGACGGGAGCAGCGGCGGCGGCGGCGGAAACGGUGGAGGUCUGUGCGGGACGACCCACCGCUCCUCCUCCGUGUCCCCGGUCCUCUCCAAGAACGGUAAGAGCUGCCGGAACGACUCCAGCGGCUCCAAUCAGACCGGAAACCGACAGAGCAACACGGUGGAGGCCUUGAACGCGACCCCGCAGCAGCAGGUGAACCAGCUGUCGUCCACGGAGGAGCUGGAGGACUUGUCCCCAAGUCCGCCGCUGGGACUGCACGGUCAGAUCAACAUGACGCAGACGGACGCGGCGCUAAUCGAGUACACAAACAGCAUGAUCGGCUCCAAUUUACUGUACGGGAGAACUUGGUAGGAAUACCGGGAGGU
Messenger RNA from Dicentrarchus labrax (European seabass), 1187 nucleotides. It is a transcript of the gene nkx2.4b, whose product is annotated as NK2 homeobox 4b. The coding region runs from base 16 to 1173 and encodes 385 amino acids. Gene Ontology annotation, cellular component: nucleus. NCBI's taxonomy places the organism in Eukaryota, Metazoa, Chordata, Actinopteri, Moronidae. The transcript has 2 exons. The record is from RefSeq and is a predicted model, not a curated record. Gene Ontology annotation, molecular function: RNA polymerase II cis-regulatory region sequence-specific DNA binding; DNA-binding transcription factor activity, RNA polymerase II-specific. Gene Ontology annotation, biological process: regulation of transcription by RNA polymerase II; cell differentiation.